This is a messenger RNA of Alnus glutinosa, 1583 nucleotides long. RefSeq names its product OVARIAN TUMOR DOMAIN-containing deubiquitinating enzyme 5-like. Gene Ontology annotation, biological process: protein deubiquitination. Gene Ontology annotation, molecular function: cysteine-type deubiquitinase activity. NCBI's taxonomy places the organism in Eukaryota, Viridiplantae, Streptophyta, Magnoliopsida, Fagales, Betulaceae. The coding region runs from base 341 to 1312 and encodes 323 amino acids. The record is from RefSeq and is a predicted model, not a curated record. The transcript is spliced from 4 exons.
CGUAAUAGACUACUUCCAAACGAUCCCAGAUUCUGAAGCACAGGAAGAAAUAGCUCAGACGCCGCCCCCGGAUGGAAUUUUGACAUGUCCAGGUUAAUCCCAAUCCAGCACUUGAGAGGAUCUCUUGAUAAACAAGGAGUGGUCUGAGACUGAAUCGGACAAACUCGGAACUCACUAAUAUGUUAGAGCGCUGUGUUAUGAACAAGUUGCACCAUAUAUCUAAACAGUUUCACAGGCCCAUCAUUGAUCAUUUUAAAGCACUAGUCAUUUGCAUGGACAGGCUUUAGGCUUCCAUCUUGUGGGCUUCAUUAUUGUCUAUCUUGUUUUCAAGGUUGCUCAAAUGGCUGACACUCAAGAAAUAGAGGAUAAAACAUCUGAAGCAACUUCUGAUGACGCAUCGCAAAAGGAACAAGAAACUCGUGAUGAAAUGCUUGCUAGGCACAGGAAAGAGAUAUCACAACUGCAGAACAAGGAAAUUGAACUGAAAAAGGCAGCAGCCAAAGGUAGCAAAGCUGAACAGAAAGCUAAGAAGAAGCAGGUGGAGGAAGAGAUAUCUCAACGUUCUGCUAAGCUUAAGGAAAAACAUGCUGAAGAACUUGCUUCAUUAGGCUAUGUCAGUAAUGAUGGAGGUGGAAAAAGCAAUAUUGACAAUUUGGUGAAAGCCAUAGCUGGGGUUUCUGUUGCCAGUCAACCUGACCAAUCAAAGCCCAGCAAGGGUGCAAAGAGGCGAGGGAAGAGAGCUCAGCAAGAAGCAGAUAGAGAGCAAAGAAUUCAGGAAGAGCAGAGCAACAUUGUAAGUGAACGAAUGAUUGAAAAUGAGAAAUUGGAAAGAAAGCUUGAACCCCUUGGUUUGACUGUUAAUGAAAUAAAGCCGGAUGGGCACUGCCUCUACCGAGCUGUUGAGGACCAGUUAGCACUCCUAUCUGGCGGUUCAUCUCCUUAUACGUACCAAGAGCUUCGAGAAAUGGUGGCUACUUAUAUGAGGAAACAUUCAUCGGAUUUCCUCCCAUUUUUCCUUUCAGAUAAUGCGAUAGAAGGCGAUUCUGAUAAUUCACUAGCAGAGAGAUUCGAGUCUUACUGUAAAGAGGUGGAGUCAACAGCAGCGUGGGGAGGGCAACUAGAGCUUGGUGCUUUAACUCACUGCCUUAGAAAACAUAUCAUGAUAUUUUCAGGGUCCUUCCCUGAUGUAGAGAUGGGGAAGGAGUAUAAAUCUGAUGGUGGGAAUGGUUCAUCAAAUUCAAGUAUCAAGCUAUCAUUCCAUAGGCAUGCAUUUGGGCUUGGCGAGCACUACAAUUCUGUGGUCCCAAUUUGAUCAAAUUGGUACGCUUCGGAUUAUGAGUAUAAAUCAAUUGAAAUGCGAGAGGUACUGCACUUUGUAGCAAAUAUGUGAUCACAAAGACUCUCCCUUCAUAGGAUUGCUGCUCUGAAGUGAAUCUACAGAAAAUUUAAUUGAACUCAUGUCGUUGGAGUAUUUUAUCUGUAACUCAUAGAAGUUGAAUUUUCGUCGGUAGAUUGAAUUAAGAGAACAAAUAGGAAAAAAAAAAAAAUCUGGGAAACCAGACUGUCACGAAAUUCCUGUUCUA